Onychostoma macrolepis is the source of this 5693-nucleotide messenger RNA. It is a transcript of the gene lrrc8db, whose product is annotated as leucine rich repeat containing 8 VRAC subunit Db. Gene Ontology annotation, molecular function: protein binding. NCBI's taxonomy places the organism in Eukaryota, Metazoa, Chordata, Actinopteri, Cypriniformes, Cyprinidae. The record is from RefSeq and is a predicted model, not a curated record. The transcript is spliced from 2 exons. The coding region runs from base 398 to 2923 and encodes 841 amino acids.
UGUCCUUUUGUACCGACACUUUUUCCGCUUUAACACAACAGUGUCUUCAGACCUCCAACGGUUUCCUUCCUGAGCGGCGUUAAUCUGCACAGAACCGCGAAGACAUGACAAGACACCGGAUUGCGUUCAUAGGCAAUAUUCCAGUCCGUUCCCGUAAAUCGCGUUCUGCUCGCAGUUUACGUGUUAUUGGGAAGCAAACCAUUGUCGUAUAUAUGUCGUGACCCGGUAUAGAAACACAAUGGCGUGAAUGCACUCAAAAGGACGUCUCCCACACGAGUGGACCGCAUAUUUAUCUACAACAGUAUCCCCAUUACGGCAAGGACAAGUGGAUAAAAUGUGUUUCAGAUUCUCAGGAAUUAAAGUGCUGCAUGGAUGACGUUUAUAUGAGACAGUAAGAAUGUUUACCCUCACAGAAGUUGCCUCUCUAAAUGACAUCCAGCCAACUUAUCGGAUACUGAAACCAUGGUGGGACGUCUUUAUGGAUUACCUGGGUGUGGUCAUGCUAAUGCUGGCCAUAUUUGCCGGGACCAUGCAGUUAACCAAAGAUCAGGUGGUUUGCCUUCCUGUUCUGGAAUCGUUGGAGGACCAAACCCCUGUGGCCACGGAAAGGCCACCAGAGAAAGCACUUGGCUCAGGGACAGGAGGAGGCCAUGUGACAUUGGCAGCUGCACCUUUAGCAAGCAAAGAACAAACCGACAGUGUUGUCCAACACUUCCCACAGUCGUUUGCUGUCAAGCAACCUCAGCCUACGGGUUUACGAACAAAUCUGGAUUUUCAGCAGUAUGUCUUUGUUAAUCAGAUGUGCUACCAUGUUGCCCUUCCAUGGUAUUCAAAAUACUUUCCAUACCUAGCUCUCAUUCACACUAUUGUUCUCAUGGUAAGCAGUAACUUUUGGUUCAAGUAUCCAAAGACCAGUUCCAAAAUUGAGCAUUUUGUGUCUAUUUUGGGCAAAUGUUUUGAGUCCCCUUGGACAACCAAGGCAUUGUCUGAGACAGCCUGUGAAGACUCCGAAGAGAAUAAGCAGAGAUUGACUGGAGCCUCUACAUUACCAAAGCAUCUUUCAACCAGCAGUGAGGAGGGAAGUCCAAAUCAGUCCACACCUAUGCUCGCAAAAUCUAGCAUCAAGUUUUCUGCAGAGAAGCCAGUCAUUGAGGUUCCAAGUAUGACAAUACUUGAUAAGAAAGAUGGAGAACAAGCUAAAGCACUUUUUGAGAAAGUGAGGAAGUUUCGCACACAUGUCGAAGACAGCGACAUGAUCUACAAACUGUAUGUAGCUCAAACAAUAAUAAAAACGGUCAAAUUCAUUCUGAUUCUGUGCUACACCAUGACCUUUGUCACGUCCAUUAAAUUCGAUCAUGAUUGUGAGCCUGAUAUUAAGCAUUUAACUGGAUACGCAAAAUUUAAAUGCACCCAUAACAUGGCUUUCAUGUUGAAAAAGCUCCUCGUUAGCUACAUUGUCCUCAUUUUUGUUUAUGGCUUGGUUUGCAUUUACACUCUCUUUUGGCUGUUUAGACGGCCUCUUAAAGAGUACUCUUUUGAGAAAGUGCGAGAAGAAAGCAGUUUUAGUGAUAUCCCAGAUGUGAAGAAUGACUUUGCUUUCCUCCUACACAUGGUGGACCAGUAUGACCAAUUGUACUCAAAACGUUUCGGUGUCUUUCUCUCAGAGGUAAGCGAGAACAAACUGCGGGAAAUCAGCUUAAACCACGAGUGGACCUUUGAGAAACUACGCCAACACGUGACUCGCAAUGCGCAGGACAAGCUCGAGCUGCAUCUUUUUAUGCUCUCGGGCGUUCCUGAUGCGGUCUUUGACCUCACUGAUUUAGAGGUCCUGAAACUAGAACUCAUCCCAGAGGCACGUAUCACAGCGAAAAUCUCCCAGAUGGUCAACCUCCACGAGUUGCACUUUUACCACUGCCCUGCCAAAGUUGAACAGACUGCAUUCAGUUUUCUCCGCGAUCACCUCCGGUGCCUUCAUGUCAAGUUUACGGACGUAGGAGAGAUUCCCACUUGGGUUUACAUGCUGAAGAACUUGAGAGAGCUCUACUUGGUGGGAAACUUGAACUCCGAGAAUAACAAAAUGAUAGGAUUAGAGUCCCUCAGGGACUUGAGGCAUCUAAAGAUCCUACAUCUGAAGAGCAACCUUACCAAGGUCCCGACUAACAUUACGGACUUAUCGCCCCACCUGAUCAAACUUGUGGUUCACAAUGAUGGUACUAAACUCUUGGUGUUGAACAGCCUGAAAAAGAUGAUGAACCUUGCUGAACUGGAGCUGCACAAUUGUGAACUGGAGCGGAUACCGCAUGCAAUUUUUAGUUUGACCAACCUGCAGGAGUUGGACUUGAAAUCGAACAAUAUCCGUACCAUUGAAGAGGUCAUCAGCUUCCAGCACCUCAAACGGCUUAACUGCCUCAAACUGUGGCACAAUAAAAUAAUUUCCAUCCCAUUGUCCAUAAGUCACGUAAAAAACCUAGAGUUCCUCUAUCUGUCACAUAACAAACUAGAGACCUUGCCUACCACUCUGUUCAAUCUUGUUAAACUGAGAUACCUGGAUGUUAGCCACAACUCCAUCGUAGUGAUUCCUCCAGAGGUGGGGUUUCUCCAGAAUCUACAGCACUUUGCCAUCACAGGAAACAAGGUGGAAGUGGUACCCAAGCAGCUGUUCAAAUGCACAAAGUUGCGUACCCUAUCCCUUGGGCACAAUUGCAUCUUGUCGCUGCCAGAGAAAAUCGGGCAGUUGCUGCAGCUGACUCAUCUUGAGCUGAAGGGGAACUGCCUGGAUCGUCUGCCCGCACAGCUUGGCCAGUGCCGACUCUUGCGCCGAAAUGGCCUCAUUAUGGAGGACCACCUUUUUGAUUCACUGCCCCUAGAGGUCAAAGAGAGCAUAAGUCAGGAAACCAGUGCUAAUUUUGCUAACGGAGUGUGAGUGUGGGUCAGGAAAAAACUGGUAAGAUGGUUUUCUGAGUGAACGGAAACAGUGCGCAAAAGGCAGUGUUCUGUUUGUUUUGUUUUUCUUUUUUUUAAAAACCUUUGUUGUUUUAUCCAGGACUGUGGGCGUGAAUGGAUGUUCUAUGUGUAAGGAAUGAGUCCAGUAUCAAAACUUAUGUUAACAUUCAAUGUCUUUUUUUGCACAGGCCAAAACAAAUUGCCGGCAAGCCAAUAUAAAGGUUUGUUAAUUUCAACUAUGCUUAGUGCAUAGAAUUCUUAAGAAUUAUUCAAAUGUUUGAGAUGAUUAUGCUUGUCUGCAUGGGUUUUUGUUCUUUUAAAAUGUUUUUUUUUUUUUUUUCAUUUGCCCAUGUUACAGUUGAAGUAUAAUUCAGAUCACUUUUGUUUUUUGUUCAUUUUCAGUAGCAUUCAUGUUAACAUUUUCACCAGCUGUUAUCUGCACAGACUGCAUCAUAUGCAUUGUGUAUUGUGGUACCAUUAAUGAUUGUAUUUAUUGUUUGGGAGAACCAAGAACAACUGACAUUUUAUUUUAAAGUUAAUCACAACUACUCUACUUGACUAUAAGUAGUAAAAGAAUAAGUGAAAAAGUCUCCCUGGAAUUCCCCAAAAAGGAAUUCUCAUUUGGGUUUAGAUAAAAUUGCACUAAAGUAAUUUAAGAUGUGCUCUAAAGUGUUUAACAAACUGAAUGUUUGCAUUGAUACAAAGUUAUCAUAACCGGCCAAGAUUCAAUCAAGCAGUAUAUUUAUACCUCAGUUGCUAUCCGUUUGAACUUUGUUUUAAUGAAACUGUCCACCUAUUCAUUGUCUAUUAACCAAAACACUUGGAACUGAAUAACAAUGUUUGUUGAUGCAGUGCAAUGCACAUGAUACCUUUAGUCUGUGCAAGUUUUGGCAAUAAAAUAGCCUUUUCCUUUUAACAUCAUCCUUUCAUGUGGGUUACAGAAGUAAUGCAUAAGUUAUGUUGACCUCAUUUGACUUGUGCAUGUUUUGUAUAUAACACCAUAUGAUGGGACAGACCGUAAUGUGUAUACACUGCAUGGUCCUUAAUGCUCAAAACCUCCAGUAGACAUGUAUAGGUAAACUGCCCUGAUAUAUAUAUUCUAACAUCAUAUGUUAGCCUGUAACUGUAUAUGACUACCAUCUGCUUUACUGUUAGCCCGUACUGGCGAGUAAAAGUAAUGAAAAUGCUUGCAUUGUGUGAAUCACUGUUUUAAGUUACCUUGCUCUGUCUGUGCUGUGCAUGCCCAUGCAGUCAGCUUUUGAGGCAAAUGCACAAAAAGUGACUUGCCAGAUGUUAGGUAUCGAUAUUCAUGCCAAUGCUGGAAUUACGUGUUAGAUAUUCCUAAUCUGAACAUUUGUUGUUUCAUUUUUCUUGACAAAGUAACAAAUCUGUCAUAAAGUAAUAAAACAUGGUCCAGAUUUAAUAGUUGUUUUAUAAUUGAAUCGAAAAUAAAGAUUGUUAUCAUUUACUCAUUCUAAUGUCAUUCCAGACAUCUAGACAACCUGUAUGAAAGAAUGAAAGUUGUUUGGAUCGCAUUGACUCUUAGAUUUUUUAUUUCAUUUUUGUAAUUUAUUUUAUGUGUAUUAUGUUUUACAGAAGGAAGUCAUAAAGGUUUGAAAUAACAUUAGGGUGAGUAAAUAAAGACAGAGUUUAAAUUUGGUAAACUAUCCCUUAGCAUGCUAUAAUAACAUAAAUGGUUUCACUGUUGCACCCUAUAACUCCUUAACCAUUUCCUCAUUUUAUUUGAAGUCAGUAAUUUGUAUGAAGAGGAAGUGCAACUGUUCUCUUGAAAAGUAAAGGGUAUCCGUAAUACUUAGCUGCUUUAAUUGUUGACAUGGAUUAAGUGGUGUUUGCUUCAAAGCAUUCAUUUGUUUAUGAAAGUUUUCAAUAGAUUGGAUGGUAUUUAAUUCGCCUGUAGUGUACAUGGAUUGCAGGGUUAAUAGUAAUUUAAUAAUUUGGAUGACGUCCAUUGUAUUUUUUUUAAAAUUAAAACCAAUAAAAUUUUGAACAAAUUUUAGUUUUUGACCUAUUUGCAUUUCACAGAAGAGUUGUCUAGUCAUUUUGUGGAAUUGCACUUCCCACACGGUUAUAUUUGUCCUACUGAAAUGCUGCAGGGUCUGACCUGUAAUUGGUAUCUUUGUGACCCCUCAAGAAUCUUGAUGUCGUGCCAGAUGAGGCUUGAAAAUCAUUUUUGAUACAUGUGUGUCUGACAAUACUUAUAACCACAUAUGAAUCUAAAGAUGAGUUUCAAUGUUUUGAGUAACUUUAAAUUAGAUUACAAUAUAGGUUUUGUACGAUGUAACUAUUUGUUGGUUCUGUUUGAUGUUUGGAAUGAAAGUUUGUUUGUUCUUUUAUGUAGAGAUUUAUUAAUUUAUGUUCCAUUUCUAUAACCUACUAAUAGUUUUACUACGGUGUACCUGAUUUGAAAUGAUUCCACCAUAAAAAACAACAACAACAAAAAAAAACAACGUGUACAUUCAGGUACAUAAAAUACUUAUUGUUCAUUCCGACUGAGUACUUAUUUUCAGAACAAAGGAAAUGUAUUUUAUUUUUCAGCAAGCUACUUGAAGGUGUAUUGCUCUUCAGCCUUGAAUGUAGCCUGAUACUGCAUCCCUUCACGGAUUAGCCUUUCCAGUUUUGAUGGAAAGGAGAAUGAAUUUAGUCUGCUUUGCUCCUAAUCACGUUUUGUUUGAAAGGAUGUUAAAUUUGCAACUUGCAAUUUUUAAUAUAAUAAAUACAUUGAAAAUGUA